Molecule: messenger RNA, 759 nt
Organism: Penicillium robsamsonii
Lineage: Eukaryota; Fungi; Ascomycota; Eurotiomycetes; Eurotiales; Aspergillaceae
Product: type 1 glutamine amidotransferase
Exons: 3
Coding region: 1-759 (252 amino acids)
Cellular component (GO): cytosol; nucleus
Source: RefSeq, a predicted model, not a curated record
AUGCAUUCCCCACUCCGCAUAGCCGUAUUGGAAUGCGACACCCCGCUUGACAACAUCAACCGCCGCUAUAACGGAUAUGGCGGGGUAUUCCGCGUUCUCCUCAACGCUAGCGCCAAUGCCUUGAACCAGCCCGAGAGACUUGACCCCAAGACGGGUCUGGAAAUUACGGCUUGGGAUAUAGUCAACGAUGACAAAUACCCAAAGCUGGAAGAUAUCGAUGCGGUACUUCUAACAGGAUCAAAACACAACUCAUUCGAAGAUAUCCCCUGGAUCAACCGUCUGGUCGAAUUCACUCAACAAGUCCUCGCACAGGAUCGCGUCCGUCUCCUUGGAAUCUGCUUCGGACACCAAAUCGUCGGCCGCGCAUUAAACGUCAAGGUCGGACGAAGCGACCAAGGUUGGGAGAUCGCCGUGUGUGAUAUGGAUUUGACCAAUGAGGGAAAAGAGUUGUUUGGACGGGAUAAGAUCCGCAUCCAGCAAAUGCACCGGGAUAUUGUCUUCGAUUAUCCCCCGAACGUGAUUCCGCUGGGCUCAUCCCCGCGCUGUGCUGUGCAGGGUAUGUAUGUGCCGCGUCGCUUUAUCACUGUUCAGGGCCAUCCUGAAUUCACGGGGGACAUUAUCACGGAGAUUAUCCAGACCCGGGCCGAGCAAGGUAUUUUCAAGGAGGACCAAGCUCGGGAUGCUUUGAGCAGAGUUAAUAUUGAAAAUGAUGGUGUGGCUAUUGGGGUGACGUUCCUGAAGUUCCUACUGGAGGACUGA